Rhizopus microsporus ATCC 52813 is the source of this 992-nucleotide messenger RNA. RefSeq names its product adhesion regulating molecule. Gene Ontology annotation, molecular function: proteasome binding; endopeptidase activator activity; ubiquitin binding. The transcript has 6 exons. Gene Ontology annotation, biological process: ubiquitin-dependent protein catabolic process. Bases 43 to 954 code for a protein of 303 amino acids. NCBI's taxonomy places the organism in Eukaryota, Fungi, Mucoromycota, Mucoromycetes, Mucorales, Rhizopodaceae. The record is from RefSeq and is a predicted model, not a curated record. Gene Ontology annotation, cellular component: proteasome regulatory particle, lid subcomplex; cytoplasm; nucleus.
UUCUUUCUUUCUUGUUCUUUUUAAUAAACAUAAUUCCAACUGAUGAGUCUUUUUCCUACUGCACAAAGAAACAAUUAUCUCGUUGAAUUUAAUGCAGGAAAGUGUAUCAGAGAAGGCACAACCAUAAAGCCUGACACAAGAAAGGGUGUCAUUUACUUGGAACAAGGUGACGACCAGCUAUUACAUUUUUAUUGGAAAGAAAGAAAACAUAACGUGGAGCCUGAAGACGAUUUUAUUAUAUUUCCUGAAGAAGCAGAAUUCAUCAGAGUGGAACAGUGUACAACUGGUCGCGUCUAUGUGCUCAAGUUUAAAUCAUCAAACCAAAAGCAAUUUUAUUGGAUGCAAAGCAAGAGUGAUGAAAAGGACAGCGACAUUGUACGUCGAGUCAAUCAAGUCAUCGAUGACCCUUCUAGUGCAGCAGAACAAAAUGGUUUUGACAACAGCGCUCAAUCUGACUUUAUGCAAAUCCUUAGUGGAGGUGGACAAGACGACUUGCCUAUGAGUCAAGAAAACCUAUUACAGUUUAUCCAGAAUGCAAGUGGAUUAGGUAGCUCUUUAUCUCGUCAAGCAGAGAUCCUUACGAGCUCUCGAUGGAAUCAGUUGAAGGAAAAACUAGACCGAAUCUCAGCAGAAGAACAAGCUCAGCUGGAUAUAGGCGAUGUCUUGAAUACAGACACAGUCAACAUAAUCUUGCGUGAUGACGACAUCCGUAAUGCGCUUUUCCCAUUUGUAAGCGCAACCGACUCGAGAAGAACACCAGAACAAGUUCAGCAAUUGGUGCAAAACCAACAAUUUCAAAACAGAUUGCAAACCAUUCAUAAAGCCAUUCAGCAAGAUGAGCUGAAUAGUAUACUUGAAGAUUUACACGCUGAAAAGAAUUUAAAGUCUUUCUUGAAGGCAGUUGAAGAUCAAGCAAAACGAAAACAUGAAGAUGCAAUGGAAGAAGAUUUAUAAAAUGUCACAAGAAUAAAAAUGACCAAACAAUAUUUUUC